Messenger RNA from Marmota monax (woodchuck), 874 nucleotides. RefSeq names its product signal peptidase complex subunit 1 (gene Spcs1). The coding region runs from base 132 to 617 and encodes 161 amino acids. The transcript is spliced from 4 exons. Lineage: Eukaryota; Metazoa; Chordata; Mammalia; Rodentia; Sciuridae. The record is from RefSeq and is a predicted model, not a curated record. Gene Ontology annotation, cellular component: signal peptidase complex; endoplasmic reticulum membrane. Gene Ontology annotation, biological process: protein targeting to ER.
AUUCCCGGGACUCAGCAGCACUGACGGCGAACCCCUCGCGGGUGCGUAAUGCCUCAGCCCGGUCGUUGCCUCAGUCCUCGCGGACGGUGCGCCGGGCUGCGGCCAAUUUGGAAGGCACCAGUCACCUAGCGAUGCCGCGGGGCGGGGCCACGGUCUAUCCUGGCUCGGCGGACACAUCCGUUUCCGGGGCCGCAGCCAUCACACAGCGCGGCUCUGUUCGCCCUCCGGGCGACACACGUCCUCAGACUCUGAAAGCUGCGCUUCAGUGUCCGUCGCUCUCGCUCUGCUCUCCGCCUACUGAGUCGACCAUGCUGGAACAUCUGAGCUCGCUGCCCACACAGAUGGAUUAUAAGGGCCAGAAGCUAGCUGAACAGAUGUUUCAGGGAAUUAUUCUUUUUUCUGCAAUAGUUGGAUUUAUCUACGGGUACGUGGCUGAACAGUUCGGAUGGACGGUCUAUAUAGUUAUGGCCGGAUUUGCUUUUUCCUGUUUGCUGACACUUCCUCCAUGGCCCAUCUAUCGCCGACAUCCCCUCAAGUGGUUACCUGUUCAAGACUCAUGCACAGAAGACAAGAAACCAGGGGACAGAAAAAUUAAGAGGCAUGCUAAAAAUAACUGAUUUGGGUUCUCAUGACUUACCGCCUGCUUUUGUUCCAGUUGCUUUCAUAUGCAAACAUGAGCUGAAAUCACCUAUGCUCUUACAGCACAGAUGGGUGUAAAUUUAGUUGUCAUUUAUAUUUCACUUCUAACCCAGUUGUGUUUUGGUUUAUAAAUAUUUUAGACCUUAUCUUAUUCUGAAAUGGAGAACAGAAAACAAAAGUAUGCAGUGUUUCUUUCAGGUAUGCAUAAAUAAUGAAUAAAUGCCUCAUAAAAGUA